AUUUUGGUCUUCUACUGAUAGGUGUGUGGACACGAGAAACCAUUCCUGUAAGGACUUGUUUUGGACCUUUGAUCGGGCAGCAGAGCCAUUCUCUGGAGGUGGCUGACUGGACAGACAAAGCAGCUAGUCACAUCUGGAAGAUCUAUCACAAUGGUGUCCUGGAGUUCUGCAUCAUUACAGCUGAUGAAAAUGAAUGUAACUGGAUGAUGUUCGUACGCAAAGCCAGGAACCGGGAAGAGCAGAAUCUGGUAGCUUAUCCUCACGAUGGAAAAAUUUACUUUUGCACCUCUCGGGACAUCCCACCUGAACAUGAGCUUCUCUUUUAUUACAGUCGGGACUAUGCACGACAGCUUGGUGUCCCUGAACAUCCGGACGUGCACAUCUGCCACUGCGGAAAGGAAUGCGCUUCCUAUGCGGACUUCAAGGCCCAUUUGAGCAGCCAUAUUCACAACCACCUCCCCAGUCAGGGGCACAGCAGCAGCCAUGGGCCAGGCCACGGCAAGGAAAGGAAGUGGAAGUGCUCCAUGUGCCCCCAGGCUUUCAUCUCCCCUUCCAAGCUCCACGUCCACUUCAUGGGGCACAUGGGCAUGAAGCCGCACAAGUGCGAUUUCUGUAGCAAAGCUUUCAGUGAUCCUAGCAACUUACGGACACACCUCAAGAUACACACAGGUCAGAAGAAUUAUCGCUGCACCCUCUGCGACAAAUCGUUCACCCAGAAGGCUCAUCUGGAAUCGCACAUGGUCAUCCACACCGGGGAGAAGAAUCUGAAGUGCGAUUACUGUGAAAAGCUAUUUAUGCGGAGGCAGGACCUCAAGCAGCAUGUACUGACUCACACGCAAGAACGGCAGAUCAAGUGCCCCAAGUGUGACAAGCUGUUUCUGAGGACAAAUCACCUGAAGAAGCAUCUCAAUUCACAUGAAGGAAAGAGGGACUAUGUCUGUGAAAAAUGCUCCAAGGCUUAUCUAACCAAAUAUCACCUCACUCGCCACCUAAAAAUAUGUAAAGGCCCCACAUCCAGCCUGUCUGCCCCAGAGGAGGAAGAGGAAGAGGAUUCAGAGGAGGAAUUAAUAGACUCUAUGAGGACUGAAGACUGUAGGAUUAACAAUGGAGUCUAUUCAACGGGUGAUGCCCUCUCUGGACACAAAUGAAGAAAGGAGAGAGGGGAAUUUUCUUGGAUGUUAUAACUAAGGAAGGAAAAAAACCCCUCCUCUUGUUUCCCCAGUCAACAGCAUAUGUCAAAUGAAGAGUUUUCCUUCUGUUUUGGUCUCCACACUACCACCGCUUAAUAAACUCUGUAGCCAGAACACUGAAUGAGAAUGGAUCAUGCACGUACAAGUGAAGAGUUGCUAAGAAGGAAAUGUGAGACAAGGAGAUUCUUUUCACACGCACUGUGCAUA
Cariama cristata (Red-legged seriema) is the source of this 1397-nucleotide messenger RNA. It is a transcript of the gene PRDM4, whose product is annotated as PR domain containing 4. The record is from RefSeq and is a predicted model, not a curated record. The annotation marks the transcript as partial. The transcript is spliced from 6 exons. Gene Ontology annotation, molecular function: DNA-binding transcription factor activity, RNA polymerase II-specific; RNA polymerase II cis-regulatory region sequence-specific DNA binding; histone deacetylase binding. Gene Ontology annotation, cellular component: nucleus; cytoplasm. Gene Ontology annotation, biological process: cell fate commitment; regulation of transcription by RNA polymerase II. NCBI's taxonomy places the organism in Eukaryota, Metazoa, Chordata, Aves, Cariamiformes, Cariamidae.